Molecule: messenger RNA, 990 nt
Organism: Cuscuta campestris
Lineage: Eukaryota; Viridiplantae; Streptophyta; Magnoliopsida; Solanales; Convolvulaceae
Source: the annotation of a GenBank genome assembly
CGACUCCGAUCUCCUUCUCUCUGUUAGUUGGCUGUUUCAGCAUUCCUCAACUUCUUGGCCAUAAUGUGCUCCAUACCCAUAAUCACCACCGGAAUAUGGGUGGCGUCGCAGCCGGAAAACCAGUGCAUCCACUGGGUGCGGUGGCCGGUCGUCCUCGUCGGCGCCGCCGUCCUCCUCGUCUCCCUCGCCGGCUUCGCGGGGGCCUACUGGAACAAGGAGGGCCUCCUCAGCAUCUACCUCGUCUUCAUGGCCAUCCUCAUCCUCCUCCUCCUCUCCCUCCUCAUCGCCGCCUCCGUCGCCACCCGCCCCGGCGGCGGCGCCGCCUACGGGGAGGAAGGGUACUCCGGUUGGCUGAGGGAUCAUGUCGCCGGGGAGGACUACUGGGGUGGCAUUAAGGCGUGUUUGGCUGCCGAUUAUGGCAUUUGUCGCGGGAUCAAUGAUGUCUACUCUGAUGCCAAUAAUCUUUCUCCACUCCAGUUGGGGUGUUGUAAGCCGCCGACAAAAUGCGGGUUUCAAUACGUUAACCCAACGACGUUGAUCAACCCGACAUACCCGACAAUAGACAGCGAUUGCUCGGUUUGGAGCAACGACCCGACGGAAAUGUGCUACGGUUGCGACUCUUGCAAGGCCGGCAUUUUGGGGAAUCUAAGAAAGCAAUGGCAGAGAGCCAACAUUGUUUUGGUCAUUGCACUUGUCCUUCUCACUUGUGUUUACAUCGUCGCAUGUAGCGCGUACAGAAAUGCGCAAAAUAAGUCGGGUUUGAGGUAGACAACUCAUGUAUGUGGUCAUUUCGAAAGCAUGUCCGAUAAAGAACCAUGCUACCGUUACACCAAAAUUCGUACCCCAAACUUACACCAAAGGUAUACACCAAUACUUUGAUGGUUCAUACUGACACAAAAUGUUGGUGUGUUAACAAAAAUUAGCAUUACACCAACACAAAAUGUUGAUGCACACAUGCGGUGUACAAAUGAGGUACAAACCUUUGGGGUA